Pygocentrus nattereri (red-bellied piranha) is the source of this 2652-nucleotide messenger RNA. Its product is annotated as intermediate filament protein ON3-like. Gene Ontology annotation, molecular function: structural constituent of skin epidermis. The transcript is spliced from 9 exons. The record is from RefSeq and is a predicted model, not a curated record. NCBI's taxonomy places the organism in Eukaryota, Metazoa, Chordata, Actinopteri, Characiformes, Serrasalmidae. Gene Ontology annotation, biological process: keratinization; intermediate filament organization. Gene Ontology annotation, cellular component: keratin filament. The coding region runs from base 141 to 1703 and encodes 520 amino acids.
CCAGCAGUGGAGAAGCACACAGAGGGACUUUGACUCUCCUUUGUGAGCAACCUCCUCCUCCUCUUCCACUAGGCUCCACACUCCUCUCUUGCUUUUUCUUCGUCUCUGCAAAGAGACAUCCAAUACAGACAUCCAGAGACAUGGCAAGCACCAGACAGGUCAGCUACAGCUUUAAAGGCCCUAGUAGUGCCUCCGUGAGGAAAAGCUACUCCACCCAGUCAGCCUACGCCAUCCCCAGUGUCGGCAGCAGCCGGGUCAGCACGGUCCGCCGCUCCGUUGUAGGUGCUGGCCCUGUCUACGGUGGUGGCUUCAGCAGCAGCAGCAUUGGCGGAGGAGUAAGUGGAGCCUAUGGCUUUGGCAGUGGCCUUAGUGCAGGCUUUGGCGGAGGCUAUGGCGGAGGCCUUGGUGGAGGCUUUGGCGGAGGCUUCGUUCCGGCACCUAUUACCGCUGUGACAGUCAACCAGAGCCUCCUGGCCCCCCUCAACUUGGAGAUUGACCCCACCAUCCAGGCUGUGCGCACACAAGAGAAAGAGCAGAUCAAAACCCUCAACAACCGCUUUGCCUCCUUCAUUGAUAAGGUGCGUUUCCUGGAGCAGCAGAAUAAAAUGCUGGAGACCAAGUGGAGUCUUCUGCAGGAGCAGACCACCACCCGCUCCAACAUUGAUGCCAUGUUCGAGGCCUACAUUGCAAACCUGCGUAGACAGCUGGACGGCCUGGGCAAUGAGAAAAUUAAGCUGGAGGGAGAGCUGAAGAAUAUGCAGGGUCUGGUUGAGGACUUCAAGAAGAAGUACGAGGAUGAGAUCAACAAGCGUGCUGCUGCUGAGAACGAGUUUGUCCUGCUGAAGAAGGAUGUUGAUGCUGCCUACAUGAACAAGAUUGAGCUUGAGGCUAAGGUUGAUGCCCUUCAGGAUGAGAUCAACUUCCUCAGGGCAGUCUAUGAGGCUGAGCUGCAUGAGCUGCAGUCGCAGAUCAAGGAUACAUCAGUCGUUGUGGAGAUGGACAACAGCAGGAACCUGGACAUGGACGCCAUUGUGGCUGAAGUGCGUGCACAGUAUGAGGACAUCGCCAGCCGCAGCCGUGCAGAGGCCGAGAGCUGGUACAAACAGAAGUACGAGGAGAUGCAGACCUCAGCUGGCCAGUACGGUGAGGACCUGCGUACAACCAAGGCUGAGAUUGCUGAGCUGAACAGAAUGAUCGCUCGCCUGCAGAAUGAGAUUGAGGCCGUCAAGGGACAGCGUGCUAACCUUGAGGCUCAGAUCACUGAGGCAGAGGAGCGCGGCGAGCUGGCUGUGAAGGAUGCUAGGCUCCGUAUUAAGGACCUGGAGGAGGCCCUUCAAAGGGCUAAGCAGGACAUGGCCCGCCAGGUGCGUGAGUACCAGGAACUCAUGAACGUCAAGUUGGCCCUGGACAUUGAGAUCGCCACCUACAGGAAAUUGUUGGAGGGAGAAGAGAGCAGAAUCUCUGCUGGAGGAUCCUCUGCCACCAUCCACGUGCAGCAGACCUCUGGAGGUGGUGGUUUCUCCUCUGCCAGCUCUGGAUUUGGCUACGGAGGUAGCUACGGAGGUGGCUACGGAGGUGGAAUCGGAGGUGGUAUCGGAGGUGGAAUCGGAGGUGGAAUCGGACUUAGUGGUGGCACCAGCCUCAGUGGAAGCUCAGUCAUCACCAAAUCCUCAUCGAAAACCAUCAGCGCCAAACGCUUCUAAGCAGAUGCAUCUCAACUCCCUCCCCUGCCAACCUGCAUCUACAUCACUACCCUUUCAACUUAGACCAUCUAUGGUGCUAUUAGCUCCAACUAGCAGCCCCUUUUAGAAGUCUCCAACUAGGAGAUGCUCUACUGUUUCUGAAUACAGGCUUGUGUCUGAUUUUCCUAGAUAAAAUUCUGAGGAGCUUUUUUGGUUAGAUGUCAUUUGUCUGUAGCUUACAGCUCCUGUCUGGCCAGCCAGGGAGCAAUGCUUCUUGUAUGCUGAUGUCUCCCUCUUAUUUCUCAUUCAACUGCAACCCAAAAAACAGAAAGAAUGUAAAGGGAAAAUGUUUGAUCCCAACUUCUGACUUGCUCUGUUUUCUGCACUGACAUAUUUGGGGAAAGGAUGACUAGAUGGAGAUAAAAGUUGAAAAAGACAGCAACAAUUCAAUACACUAAAACCACUGAAGGACAGGAAGUUCCAUUAUCAUGACCAGAAGCAGUGCCAUGGCAACACUAGAUCAGAGAAUUUCUAUACAGGUUCAAAAGGGCUCAUCUAGGUAGAGGCUUUCUGCUACCAUUCAUCUGCUGCUAGUAAGACGCAACUGUAACAAUGUUUAGGUAAUAUGGUCCAGUGAUUUUACACUGUGAGCAGAUUUGUUCUGGCAAAACUCAUAUCACUUAUGGGCUUCUGAGGAUGACCCUCAUUGGACUGUGUACAGUGGCACCUGCUGAUUUGGCAGCUGUAAACUCCAUUAUGUUUGUGCUCCAUCCCACCCCUAUGCUCAAAAUGCCACCAGAGCAGAAUUAAGGGUCUCAAUCCAUUUUUCUCAGGCUGUGCCAUACUUGAUUUUCUACAUCAUGAAAACAAUGCAAAAACAGAAUUAUGUGAGGACCAGAUUUAUUUUAUUUUUUGGAAAUUGACUUUGUAACAUCUUCAAAACUGAAUGAAAUAAAUCUGAGAUCUAUAA